Molecule: messenger RNA, 4450 nt
Organism: Anolis sagrei ordinatus
Lineage: Eukaryota; Metazoa; Chordata; Lepidosauria; Squamata; Anolidae
Gene: AMIGO1
Product: adhesion molecule with Ig like domain 1
Biological process (GO): brain development
Cellular component (GO): membrane
Molecular function (GO): protein binding
Source: RefSeq, a predicted model, not a curated record
CUGGGUCCCUCCCCAGCCUCCUGGCUCCCGCGCCCAGCCUCGCUCGCCUUUGCCCUCUUGGCCCGGACUCCUCUUGGCCGCCGGAGAAAGCGCUGCCGUGCCGCUCUCCUUCUGGGCCGCCCGGAGCACCACUGAAGGCGGGGGACGCCUCCCCGCCGACCUUCUCCUGCUCGGGCUGCAUCGCAAGCCGCAGCCGGGAUGGGCUGAGCGGGGAAAGCAGGGCGGCGGAGGAGGAGGAGGAGAGGGACGAGAGAAGGAGAGAAGGCUGGCUGCCCGGCGGCGGGUGAGUGCCAGGGCGAAGAGACGGGAGGGCGGUGUCGGCGGUGGUGCAAUGCAACACUUCGCGGCUCCCGGCGCCUGCAGGGCUCGGCGGACAGGCUGAGGAAGGGCAGCCAGAGACGCAGGAGCGGCAGGAAGGGACUCCUUGGGACCCGGGAAGGCUGGAGGCAGCGCCUUUGCAGCAGCAGCAGCAGCAGCAGCAGGUGGACCUCGCAUCCGCAGCGCCGGGCAUGAGGCUCCUGGCCUUCCGACCGGGAGGAAUGUGACCUUCCCUCCCUCUCUCCUGCCCUGCCCUCCCCGACUGACCAUGUGGCUGCGGGAUGCCCGCUCGGCCCCCCGUUGGCGUGGCCCCCCGGUGGCGGCGUGGCUGGCGCUGGGCCUGGGCCUGUCCCUGCCGGGCGGAGGGGUGGUGUCGCUGGGCUGCCCCAAGGAGUGCGUCUGCGCCAGCAACAUCCUGAGCUGCUCCAAGGCCGGCCUGAAGGCCUUCCCGCCCCACCUGCCGCCCUACGUGUCCGUGCUGGACUUCAGCCACAACGAGCUGGGCCGCCUGAGGGCCGAGUGGACGCCCUCGCCGCUGCACCUGCUCCACUCGCUGCUCCUCAGCCACAACGGCCUGUCCUUCAUCUCCACCGAGGCCUUCUGCAACGUGCCCCGCCUCAAGUACUUGGACCUCUCCUCCAACGCUAUCAGCUCGCUGGGAGAGAACCUCUUCAGCAAGUUGGAAGAGCUGGAGGUGCUGCUCCUCUACGCCAACCGCAUCACCAAGAUCGACCGCACCGCCUUCGAGGAGAUGGGCAGCCUGCGGAGGCUGUACCUGAGCCAUAACAAGAUCUCCCGCUUCCCGCUGGAGCUGGUGAAAAAGGGGGAUGCCCAGCUGCCCGAGCUUGCCUUGCUGGACCUGUCUUCCAACGAGAUCAAGCACCUGUCGGUGAAGGAGGUCAACCGGCUCCCAGCCUGGGUGAAGAACGGCCUCUACGUCCACGGCAACCCCCUGGCCUGCCACUGCGAGCUCUACAACCUCUUCACCCACUGGAGGAAGCGGCAGCUCAGCUCCGCUGUGGACUUUGAGGAGGAGCUCAAGUGCUUCCACAAUGGGGAAGCCGUCCAGAUCUCCAGCCUCAGUGACCCGAGGCUGAUGAACUGCAGCGAAUUCAAAGAACAGGCCCUGGAGGUCCACCGUGGGGAAGAAGUUGUGAUCAACUGCGACACCCGGCAACGAGGGGUGGCCGUCAGGGAGUGGAUGACACCCAAGUUAGAGCGCGUUCCCCAGGAGGGGGAAAACAGCUCCAUUAGUGUGCUGGCCAAUGGGAGCCUUCAGAUCAAAAACAUCAGUGUGGACGAUAUGGGGCCCUACACCUGUUAUGCAGUGAGCCAGGUGUUCAACGAGACCCUCUGCGUGCAUGUCACUGUCCACAACUACUCCUUGCAUGGGAUCCCCGACACACUCAACACGGCCUACACUACCCUCGUGGGCUGUAUCCUGAGUGUCAUUCUGGUGCUCAUCUACCUUUACCUGACUCCGUGCCGAUGCUGGUGCCGCAACAGCGAGAAGCAGGCUGAGCAACAAGAGGACAGCAUCAAUUCCUCUGUCCUCAGCACCACUCCUAACCACAACGCUGAAGGGACCGGAGGCAAGGAAGGGUUAAAUCGGCACACAGGCAACGAGCAAGGCCAGAAUGGCAAAUGCAAGCCCAACAGCUCCCCCCAACAGGGCAUGAAAGGGGUCUCAAAGGGAGAGAGGAAACUGUCGGAUCCAGACUCUGUCAGCUCGGUCUUCUCAGAUACUCCCAUUGUGGGAGGCUCACAAAAUGAAGGCGGGAGAGGAGGCAGUAGAGACAAGGGAAAGGCUGAGUUGGUGGGGCUGCUGUGAUGAGUAGGACAGUGGAGCGAAAAAGAGUGGGACUAGACCCACGUCCUUCAGGCAUCAGAGUCAUACUUGGUCCACUCCUCCAUGAUACCAUAAUAGUCUUAACUGCUUUAGCCUGCUGCUGUCAAACCCAGUCUUGAAAACCUGACAUCCCAACUUGUUCUUGAAGUACAGACAUUAUGGAGCUCUCUUUUUUGCAGGGGUGGAGUGGGGGGGGGGGACGGGACUAAAUGAUUGUUUAGUUCUCCUGUGCUGGAAAUUUGCAGAUCUUCCACCUAGAGAAGCAGAGCACAGGGUCAACCAGCCAGUGCAUUUACUGGGUUCUCUCUAUCAGGAAACUUCCCCCUCAAGCCUUGCGUAGCAGAAGUGGUUGCGUCCUGUCUUGUCUUUAAAACCAAUGAUGUUAGUGUGGCAUAUGCUUUUGUAGGUGGCAGUCUGCUUCAUUGGGUGCAUGAAGUAGGCCUGAAACCACGCACAUUAAAUGAAGUUCAUCGCCGUAGUAGCUCUAGCCACAGCAGUAAUCCCAACCAGCCAUAGCACUGUGGGGAAAAUAUGUUCCUCUUUUAACUACUUAAGGAUUUUUUUAAAAAAAACAAACAAACAUGCUGCAUAUUUUUGGGGAUGGAAAAUGAAGGUUUCCACCAUACAAGGCUUCUCAGGAUACAGUUCAAAGCAUUUUCUUCCAGGCAGCCCGACCUGUUUUGGAAACCUAAAUCAUCCUUGAUGAUAGUGGUGGAGAAGAUCGAAAUCUACCAGGGCAAAGGGUAGUCCCUUUUCCAUAGAAAGCUUUGUAAAAGGGAGUUCAACUCAGAGAUUUUAAACUUCACAGCAUCAAAAAAGAGAGGAUAUAAUAUGUUGGGGGUUCUUGGAAUGCAAUUUUCCUGCUUAGACUGGAAAAUCCUGGUUGGACUGGAUGGUCCGCGAGAUCUCUUCCAGCUCUAUGAUUCCCCACUUUGCUUGAAUGAAAACUGUAGCAUGGCAUGGCCAAAUGCAGCUGUUUUAACUACUCAGCUCUUUGCUUGGCAGGCUUAUGAUAAAAUUUCCCAUUAUCCGUGACAUAUGUUGAGGGCAGAGCCAGGGUUGCAGCCCAGCAAUCCAUCCUUUCAGAACUAGAGAUAAGACAUCCAGAAUCAGGGCAGCAGCCCCAUCUUCCCUGAUAAAGUUCUCUAUAGGCCUAACUGUUUCAGGAGACCAAGUGUUCCACAGCCUUGAGCUCUUCUGGUGCGGAUGGGCAGCAAGAACAGUUCAGGACUGAUUGCGACUACAAUGGAACUCUAUCCCUCAUUUCAGCAACAAGGCAUAGGCAGCAUUUCUGGCAGAAGAGACACUUUCUGGGAUUAUUUGUGCUCCCUUCAAGCCUCACUUAAGACCCAUUCCAGUGUGUUUGGCUCUUUUUCCAGUAUUGUUUUUUGUUUUGCAUUCAUUCCUUCUUUGGCUUAUCUCUCAGUCCUUCUUAGAGAAUGGGAUUUAGAAGAGAGGGGAAAGAAACCAAGGACUAGUUUUCGGGACACCCUGUUGGCUUGUCUCCUUUUCCUCUAAUUCUGUGAGAGUCAAAGCCAAGCCAUGUACUGAUUUGCACCUGCUGCUUUCUUUGUGGGACAUUUGCAGCACAAACCCAUCUGAGCUGUUUUCAAGCAAGUGCAGGAGAAAGAUGUUGCACUUAUUUUCCCCAUAUUGAUUUUUCAAGUCCCAAGAGAAGGCAGGAUUCCAUCGGCUUGCCAACUCAGAAUGGUUCAUUCAAUACGGGUGGCCUUUGAAACAAUGGUGCCACUCAAAAGUUGUGCUAUUUGCAAAGAUUUCAGUUUUAUCUCAAUUCUGGCUCUGUUGUUGAUUCAAAUUAAGAUUAUCUUAUGCCUGCAGAGAAGAAUGGUCAGUAGAAGCAGGAUGUGUCAGGGUAGGUAGAUAAAUGACACAAUAAGCCAUAGAAUGUAUUGCACAAAGCUGCGAAUGGGUCCACACCAUUCUUGAUCCUAAAGAGCCAGAGCUCUAUGCUAUAUAGCCAUAGGAACCUUGCUUUACAGCCCUAAGGCUCUCUGUUGUCUCUCCACUAUAGGGAAACCCUCAAGAACUGUGCAGAGCCCAAAGUGGAAUACUACGCUGCCUCUUCAGCUGAAUCAGCUAGCUUAGGGACUUUGCCACUGUCUCGAGUGUAUUUUGUCAUUGUCCCUAGUACACUGUUGGGAAGAAGUCCUCUCAAAGAAGCAUGCAGUCAAAGACAAAGAUGCCUGAAAGCCACAUGAGGGGGAGAAGGGAAAAUUCAAUGCUUUAUUUCUAUUUGUUUAAGAAAUGAAAAGAAUGUAUUUA